Molecule: messenger RNA, 1276 nt
Organism: Dioscorea cayenensis subsp. rotundata (Guinea yam)
Lineage: Eukaryota; Viridiplantae; Streptophyta; Magnoliopsida; Dioscoreales; Dioscoreaceae
Product: biotin carboxyl carrier protein of acetyl-CoA carboxylase, chloroplastic
Exons: 7
Coding region: 113-964 (283 amino acids)
Biological process (GO): fatty acid biosynthetic process
Cellular component (GO): acetyl-CoA carboxylase complex
Molecular function (GO): acetyl-CoA carboxylase activity
Source: RefSeq, a predicted model, not a curated record
CGCCUUCUCGAUCUCGCUGGCUUCCACCCUUCCGCUCUCUUCUCAGUUUCUCACCGUGGAUCAGCGCAUCAGAGUUUGCGAGAAUUCGACGCCGCCGACGAAGCGUGGCUAGAUGGCAUCCUCGUCUUCGAUUCCAACUGCCUCCGCGGCGGUGGGGAAGCUCUCCUCCUCGUUGCCCCCUGCCGCCGCCGCUGCUCCAAGCCGGCCUGCCCUUAGGGUCUCCUUCCGUUUGUCAUCGGUGCCCGCGAAGCUCGUCUUCCGGUCCUCACAGGCAUUGAAGAUUUGCUCUGGCAGAUCAACCUUUGUUAAAGCGCAAAUGAAUGAGGUUGCCGGCAGUUCUUCAAAUGAUGCAGCACCUGCAAAGUCCAAUGUUGAGAUACCUGAGCCCAAAGAGAAAGACCCUCCAUCAGUUCCAAUGUCUGAGGAAGCAGUCUCUGAGUUCAUGACCCAAGUUGCUAGCCUUGUCAAGCUUGUUGAUUCCAAGGACAUUGUUGAGUUGCAGCUGAAGCAGCUUGGCUGCGAACUGAUAAUUCGCAAGAAGGAAGCUGUUCCUCAGCCCCUGGCAGCAAUGCCUGCUGUGACGAUGCAUCCACCUCCACAGCUGGCUGCCAUGCCAUCACAAUUUCCUCCACCAGCAUCCCCAUCCACCUCCCUCGCACCAUCACCUGCUGCUGCAGUGGCACCAACUUCUGCGCCAUCAUCAGCCCCUAAGCCGCCUAAGUCGUCUCAUCCUCCUCUCAAGAGCCCCAUGGCUGGAACAUUCUACAGAAGCCCAGGUCCAGGGUUAGCUCCAUUUGUGAAGGUUGGUGAUAAAGUUAACAAAGGACAAGUUAUUUGUAUAAUUGAGGCCAUGAAGCUGAUGAAUGAAAUUGAGGCUGAUCAAUCGGGCACGGUCGUUGAGAUGCUCGCGGAUGAUGGCAAACCUGUUGGCAUAGAGCAGCCAUUGUUCGUCAUUGAACCCUGAUAAUAAUCUGGACUAUUGAUUGGGUCCGUUAAUUCUCCGCCAUUUUGUUGUUAUAAGGCAUGUUAAUUUGUGUUUUGCCAAUGGAAGUCGAUCCACCAGAAGUAGGAAGUAAGCAUCAAGUGGAGAUUCUUAUUUAUUUGCCUUGAUGAAACGGAUGAUGUAGCUUGUGAGGACCAGGGUAUUUAGUUUGUUUUCUAGAUGAGAUGUGUAUUUCUUCUGUGAUGGAUGGAUUUUUAGUUGAGAACUUGUUUUUUCCUGGUAUUUGAGAAAUUUUGUGUUAUUUUAGAUUGCAAUAAAUUAGUUGUUGAUUAA